Messenger RNA from Colletotrichum scovillei, 2340 nucleotides. Its product is annotated as F-box domain-containing protein. Bases 558 to 2249 code for a protein of 563 amino acids. Lineage: Eukaryota; Fungi; Ascomycota; Sordariomycetes; Glomerellales; Glomerellaceae. The transcript is spliced from 2 exons. Gene Ontology annotation, molecular function: protein binding. The record is from RefSeq and is a predicted model, not a curated record.
GGUCGCACCUUCCAGCAGUUGUGCGACGUCCUCAUACUGCACGUCACCUUACAGAACUCGAAUACCAUUAGGCAGGAACGACCCAGAACGGGUAUCGACAUACGGGUACCGACAGGCAACGAUCGGAUUUGGCAAGGCUGAAGCAGCAACAGCUCCUUCCUGCCCAGCAUCUGCAACUACCUAGGUACCUAUCUCGUGUAUUGGUGCUGAUACCGAAUCAAUUUGAGUUGUGCGAAUCUUUCAAUCUCGGCCAAUUCUUUCCCGCUUCUGACACUCCCGAAAAGCAUCAGCAACUCACCUACAAGUUCCCCGCUUCUGCCUGGAUCGUGAAGCUUCGCCCCACCUACUCUGAUUCAUUAGACUUCCAUACUAAUCGCUACGUCCACCGACCCAAGAAGACACUGGUAUUUCUCGCGUCUUUGAUUUUCUUCUGUUCAUUCUCUAGAAUAGAGAUUGUUCAGCUAAUUUAUUAUCAGUCCCAUGUUCAGUUUCGAAUCUCUCCAUCUUGAACGAAACAGUGCAUCAGUACCUUGGCACACUGCCGUCGCCCUCCCACAAUGUCACAACCUGCGCCAUCGGCAUCAGAGCCGUCAAUACCAGUCAUGGAUGCGCCGGCAAACCCUCAGUCUAAAUCGCCCUUCAACAAAGUGCCUCUCGAGGUUCUCAUUCGCAUAUCGGAUCAAUUGUCGACACCCGACCUGGGAAGCCUUCGUCUGACAUGCAGGUCCAUAGAGCAGUCCAUGUUCAAUAUGUUCAUGAAGGAGUUCUUUACGCAACGCCAAUUCAUGCUCACCGAAUUCAGCCUACAGACCCUCAUCGACAUCAGCAAGUCACGGCUGAGUGAUUGUCUCGACUAUGUCAUCAUCGGCCUCAACACAUUUACACGUCAUUACUUUUCCCCAGGAGAGGAAGCCCAGGAAACCCGCUAUCGCGAAGCCCAAUCCGAUCACCACACCCUGGUCAACAGCGGUCAAGACGUCGCUAUGCUGACGGAGGCUUUCAAAAACCUCAAGAACCUCAAAACCGUGGGCAUUCGUGACUACCAUUCCGCGGGAAGGGGCUUUCGGGAUGGCUUCGAGGUCAGCUGGGCGAGUUACGGCGCCACCACACUCCGCCAGGAUACCGGAGUAGAUCUUCUGCGCAUACCUAUCGAAGAGAUGGUCGCCUACACCAACAAAGUCUUCAUUACCCUCUUUACCGCACUUGGUAAUGCUGGCGCCCGGCCCAGUGCCUUCGAGCUGCUCCGUCACCAGCAAGGCGUGCCCUCUGACGACGCUUACAACCUCUUCACCAAAUACCUCAAGCCCAAGGUCGUCCCGGUUCUCGAGGGCAUCGAGACUUUCAUGAGCGUUGUGAACGUAGCGACUGGCCCCUUCCGAGUCACGUCACUUACAGGUAGCGCGGGAACUCAACUACGGCGUCGAUACGAUUACUCCCUGCGUCUCUUCUUAGGUCACAUGCCGAACCUCAAGCAUCUACGGUUGAACUUUGCGCACCCAGGCCAUAACUCUGAUGCUAUCGAUGAGUUCGUUGACUGGCUGGGUACACCUGUUCCCAGUGCUCUUUCUGAACCGGACGACAACCAGCUACCGACGCCUCCAGCUCCGGUGGCGUUUCCCCAUCUCGAAGAGAUCAACCUGGGCUUCGUUGAAGUUGAGCCGAAGCGGCUUCUCCAAGUCGUGCGAAAACUUGCACCAACACUCAGGAACCUCGAGCUGUGGAAGGUCACGCUCCGCAGCCGUACAGGAGCUGUUCAAGGCGACUACAACGCGAGAGGCGACAUUUCCAUUAUCAACAUGUGGGCUCGAUUCCUCCAGAAUCUGCGUGAGAUACCCAACCUCGAUCUGAAACACAUCAUGGUCGGUUGUCCUGCUCAGCGCAUGUCUAUGACGAGCGCCAGGGUAUGGGUUCAAGCCACAGACGGGGUGCCAGACAAGACUGUGGCCAGAAGGGAGUACACAGGCAUCGACUGGAGACAUUUUGUAGGAGACCUGGCUAAGCAAAUCAUGGUUGAUAUCCCGCCCGAGCGUAAGCGCAACCCGGAGUCGGAUGAAGAAGAUGACGAAGAUUCGAACGAUGGCAUGGACGACGACAUGGACAACGAUGUUUUGGAAGAUGACAUAAUGGACGCGAUUCAAGAACAAAUGGAGUCAGGAGGCUACUUUCCAGAUGAAAUUGAGGAAGCGCUGGAUGGCCUCGAAGACACGAUAGCCUACGAGCAAGGCUUUUACCCGAUUGUGUUUCAGUAGACGAUGGUAGAGGAAAGAAUUAGGCCCGGGCCGUAUUCCUGCCCGGCUCUUCCUAUGAUUUACACUUUUUGAGGCAACCGGUGAAUUUUGG